Protopterus annectens (West African lungfish) is the source of this 1573-nucleotide messenger RNA. RefSeq names its product G-protein coupled receptor 1-like. NCBI's taxonomy places the organism in Eukaryota, Metazoa, Chordata, Ceratodontiformes, Protopteridae. Gene Ontology annotation, biological process: positive regulation of cytosolic calcium ion concentration; complement receptor mediated signaling pathway; phospholipase C-activating G protein-coupled receptor signaling pathway. The record is from RefSeq and is a predicted model, not a curated record. The transcript has 2 exons. Gene Ontology annotation, molecular function: complement receptor activity; G protein-coupled receptor activity. Gene Ontology annotation, cellular component: plasma membrane. The coding region runs from base 217 to 1275 and encodes 352 amino acids.
AGCAGUAGCAUUUGGGACUGCUUUUCUGCUGCUGUUCUAAUCAAAUAGGAGUGGGUUUUACAUUUCUCCUCCCCUUCUCAGAAAGUAAAUGUCACAUUACUUGAACUGAAGGUUCCAUCUAAGUGAACUGCUUCAUAUGCUCCAGUCCCACACAUCUUUGAGAAGAAAAAGCGAAGUGCAAGAAGUAGUCUCCUCCUGAGAGACACUGAUGAAAAGAUGGACAGAAGUUUACUUCACAAGGAGCUUUCCCAGAAUUCUUCCAUCUCCUCCACUGCCAGAGAUUAUGAAUAUCUACUGGAAUAUAACUAUGAAAAUGAGGUGAUUCUGCAGAACAGUGCCUUUGACGUUGCCACUUUGGUACUUUAUGGUAUCGCUAUUGCCUUUGGCAUUCCAGGAAAUGUCAUUGUCAUCUGGGUAAUGGGAUAUAAGCUGAAAAGGACAGUCACAACACUUUGGUUCCUAAACAUGGCAGCUGCAGACCUUCUGGAAACUAUUUUUCUACCCCUUCCAUUUGCCUAUUUACUCUUGGGGAAUUGGAUGUUUGGCCGUUGGCUCUGUAAGCUAACAUUCAGCCUAGGUAUGUUGACCAUGUUUGCAAGUGUGUUCUUCCUAGUGGUUAUCACCCUUGACAGGCACCUGUCUAUAGCACAUCCUGCCAUAUGGCACAAACACAGGACCAUAAAGGCUGCUUUUUGCACCUGUUUAAUUGUGUGGAUCAUGGCAUUAGCCUUAGCAUUACCCUACUUUUAUUACCAGGAUACCAUUACACUGUUCUCAGUGACAUCAUGCUUGAGUCACGUAUCAUCCCAUGAAGAAGACAUGGCCCUUCUACUGACAGCCUUUCUUGCUGGCUUUGCAAUACCACUGGUGCUGCUCAUUAUAUGCUCAGCUCUCCUGAUUAUCAAUGUGAAGAAAGACCUUUUGGUGGCACAAAGGAAACUCUACAUCACCAUCACUGCUGUUGUGUUGUCAUUUUUCAUUUGCUGGGCACCAUACCAUGUCACCUGUAUUUUGAAGUUAUUCCUACAUUCUUUCAUGGAGACUGACACCCUCAAUUCAUGGUCUUCUGUAGCUGUUGGAAUAAGUUACCUACACAGUUGUCUUAAUCCCAUUCUGUAUUUAUUGAUUGGGCACAGUUUUAGGAACUAUAUGCAGAAGUCCAUCUUAGAAAUAAUGAGGCCCCUCUUUCAGGAAGGAUAUAAUUCAAGGCUUCCAGGAGGAAGACAGUCAGAAAAUGAGGUAGUAGUUGUCACUCAGCUUGAGAGUUUACAGUAACAAUGCAAAGAGUAAACAUACUUCUCAUGAAGAUAGUUGUUGGUUGAACUGUGCUUUGUAUGCAAAAAUAAUGAUCGGUCAUGCCUAAAAUCUGUAAUGUCCCUUCAGGACUGUCUGCAGCAGACUCUUUCCAUCUACUAAUUAUCUUCUGUAGUGGGAACAAGUAUAUCAAGCCCAUCCCCAUCUCAGGAAGCAGAUGAUGUGCAUAAUCCAGGCAUAACUAUAACAUCUUGUAGUUAAUUUUAGUCCUGCUUUGUUUCCUGUGACUUCCAAGAUUUGAAGAGCAGUAUGUGCUUGU